Messenger RNA from Desarmillaria tabescens, 1826 nucleotides. RefSeq lists its product as uncharacterized. The record is from RefSeq and is a predicted model, not a curated record. NCBI's taxonomy places the organism in Eukaryota, Fungi, Basidiomycota, Agaricomycetes, Agaricales, Physalacriaceae. The coding region runs from base 200 to 1723 and encodes 507 amino acids. The transcript has 8 exons.
AGGACCAAAUUUUGUCUUGUCGUUUCAAACUUUAGUCGACGCGACUGUUUCUAAGAAUACGAGGAAAGAAAUAGGCCAGGCCCGAAAAAAUCAAAGCGCGUAACAUGCUUCGAUAUCAAGGUCACGAGAAGAGCUUAGCUGGGUCUCACUUUCGUUCCGAAACAAAUCAUCAUCUCGUUAUCCACAACGUACACAAUAUAUGAAAGAAAAAAUGGUACAAGAGUCACUGAAUAGCAGCAAGAAAGGGCCCUCUGUCUGCAUUUUCCAUCGUAUGAAAACAAAAUUGUCGUGUCCUCCAAAAAAACGCCAAAUGUCUGCAAAGACGGCUCCCCUCCAGAAUGACCUGACCGCAAACGAGUCAAGGCCUACCCAGCUAACGGCAGCAGAGACUCAGAAGUUCAUUUGUGACGAGUACUCCUCUCACUUCAACAAAGAACCUCCUGCAUUUCUACAGCGGAGCCUCUUUGUUAUAUUUCAUUUUUUGCUAGCCACAAGGACCGAUGCCUUCGAUCCCGACGAUUACGCAGAAGAUUUUGAAAUGAUGUCCACGUUCUAUGGUCUGGACUGGAAGGACGUUUGCGAUUACUUGGGACUUGACAGGGACAAAGGCGACGAGCAAUUCCGGAAGAAAUGUCUCACCCGCAUCAACCUUCCAGAGUUGGUUCAGGGAGAAAUGCACGAUACGAUCAGGCGCGGUGUGCGGACUAGUGUCCGUCGCCGCAUUCAUCACCACGUCAUGCCGGUGGUUACAGAGAGCCUUUCGUCUUUCGGGGGACUUCUGUACACUCACAUCAGCCACAAGUUGUGCCUCGACGGAACUACCUCGGGAGGUUUCACAGAAAUCGCGAUUCUACACCAAUACAAAAUGUUCCUCAUCUUUAUCAUACUAAAACAAAGAUUCUUUCUAGGUCACCCUUCUCGAGAACUUCUCGCACAAGUUGUUGCAGAGAUGAGAACGAUUUUUGUAUUGAACAAGAAAUUAUCGGGUCUCGAAUUCCCAGUGUAUGCCAUAGUCUCUGACUUGUCGCAUUUCUUCUAUUAUUGCUACGCGGGAGACGAAUUCAUAUCACGGGGAACCUUCGAGCUGGCCGCAAAGGUCGGAUUCGAUUUCGAAACCGCUAGCAACCUUACGACCACCUUCAUGUUGACAUCUUUCGCACCCGAUUUCUUUUCAAUAAUUGCUAGAGGCAUUCUAUUGCUAUUCAGAAGCUACAAUAGACCACUUACGACCUUCGGGCGGCCCCGCGUCCGCUACAAAGCAUCUGCUCAAGUGACCUCCUCAUAUCAAGACGACAUUAUCGAAAAAUUCAGAAGGACAGUGCUGGGAGCCAAAAAGAAGAAGAUAACAGAAUGUCAAAAGGCAGUUGGAAUCGCGCACACGAUCCUCUGCUACAUCGGACUGACGUGGAUCCCCGAGGAUGGUCUAGCGAGAGGCGAGAGACUGGAUUUGGCUUCAAUUAAAGGGCUAGUGCCACCCGGUAUUACUAUGCGAUAUAAAGUUGAUAGAAGUGAUGCCAUCGUCCGCCUCCGAACCUUGGAGUUGAGGCCUAAUACUGGUGAAUGCGCUUUCAUGAUGGAUUGCGAAGAAAGCCAGGCAUAUCACAUCUUCGACCUCGAUUCAUUGACAUCUUGUUUCGAUGUCGGAACCAAAACGCUGAUAUCAGGGAUUCUCGAGAUGGUUCAAAAAUGCUUACCGAAUGUUCCUGUUUGCGGUUUUAUCUAAAUAAACAUGCAUUUGCGUAAUUUGACUAAAUUUUAGGAAUCAUCCACCAUAUCAAGCCAGAGAGACGGCUGGACUGGCGCGCACAACACUGCGCAGGAAGUAC